UUCGUGCAGUUGGCAGUAGGGCGUGGCGCGGUGGCGUUGUGAGCAAGCGAGUGGAGAUGAUUGCUUAUUCUAGAUCGGCGAUUUGGUGAUCGUGGUGGUGCAGCUGGAAGUGUGAUCUGUGAAGAGACCCACGCACUGAGAUGGCGGUGCAGCGUAGGAAAUUGUUCCUCUCUUAAGAAUGUACUGUGAAUCGGACAGUUGAAAGCGAACGUAGCCAGCCAGAGCGAGGACUCACCACCAAAGCGUUCAUGCCCGUAUGAAGGCACUUUUGCGCCCUUCUUCUGCUCCUGCCCGAUCCCGUGCGUGUUGAGCAAGUAUGAAUGAGUUGGACAGCCUACGGCAGGAAGCAGAAACAUUAAAAAAUGCCAUACGAGACGCGAGGAAAGCGGCAUGCGACACGAGCCUGGUGCAGGCGACCAGCAACAUGGAGCCCAUCGGGCGGAUACAGAUGCGUACGCGACGGACGCUCAGGGGCCACCUUGCCAAGAUCUACGCCAUGCACUGGGGUUCAGACUCUAGUGUUUGCAGGAACUUAGUGUCUGCUUCGCAAGAUGGAAAACUGAUCGUGUGGGACAGCUACACCACCAACAAAGUGCACGCCAUUCCCCUGAGAUCAAGCUGGGUCAUGACCUGUGCCUAUGCCCCCUCUGGCAGUUUCGUGGCUUGCGGGGGCCUCGAUAACAUCUGUUCGAUAUACAGCUUGAAGACGAGAGAAGGCAACGUGCGCGUGAGCCGAGAGCUGCCGGGCCACACGGGCUACUUGUCCUGCUGCCGCUUCCUGGACGACAACCAGAUAGUCACGAGCUCAGGGGACAUGUCAUGUGCAUUGUGGGAUAUUGAAACUGGGCAGCAAUGCACCUCAUUCAUGGGACACACAGGCGAUGUCAUGUCCUUGUCCCUGGCUCCUGACAUGCGCACCUUUGUGUCUGGGGCCUGUGAUGCCUCUGCCAAGCUGUGGGACAUCAGGGAAGGUUCGUGCAAACAGACAUUCCCGGGCCAUGAGUCGGAUAUUAACGCUGUUACUUUCUUCCCGAAUGGAUAUGCAUUUGCGACAGGGAGCGAUGAUGCCACGUGUCGCUUGUUUGACAUCCGUGCAGACCAAGAACUGGCCAUGUAUUCGCAUGACAACAUAAUUUGUGGCAUUACAUCUGUGGCAUUCUCCAAAUCAGGUCGCCUCCUGCUCGCUGGAUACGAUGAUUUCAACUGCAAUGUGUGGGACUCCAUGAAGACAGAGCGUGCAGGAAUCCUAGCAGGGCACGACAACCGGGUGAGCUGUCUUGGUGUGACUGAGGAUGGCAUGGCGGUUGCAACUGGUUCAUGGGACAGUUUCCUGCGAAUCUGGAACUAAAGGAAUUGCAAGGCACAUUAAUCCUUCUACAAGAUUGGAACCAAGAGCCAAGCAAACAUGAAUAUCCUCGUUUAAAAGAAUUUUAUGAGAAUUUUUGAUGACACUUGAAGAGAAAGCAAGAUGUUUGGAGUCAGAGAAAGCCCUGUUUUUGUAUAGAAGUGGGUAUUAGCCAUUUUGUUUUGAAUCGGCUGGUUUUGCAUUGACAUGCAGCAUCUUCAAAAUCCUGAUGGAUGCUGCCAUUUCUGCAGGGUUCUUAAGUGAGUGUGAGGGAACGUCUUUUCAACAAAACAUUUUUAAAGAUUUUCAUUACAACUUUUGUGUAUUGUAUGAUUGUGGCAAGUUCCAAAUUUCUGAGGCUUUCAAUUCUGGUGGCCAUAAUGGUAGACUGAAGCUGAUUUGGUAUAGUUAUUUGUGAACAGCUGUUCUUAUGUGCAUGACGUCUUGGGCAAUUAUUUGUCUGGUUGCUGUCACUGGUGCUUGUGAUUUGUUUUGAUGCAUUGUGAUUUUUUUCUUUUCUUUUCUUCUGGGCAAAGUUAAUUACUCAUUCCUGUUGUGUUCCAUAGGCAUGAGCAUAGCACAGUGUUAAUUUGAGGGCAAGAAUUAUGAACCAGGCAGAAAUGUUUAAUGUCACUUGCAACACGAUCAGAACUGUAAUCAUCAAAACACCAGCUUUGAAACUGAACAGUUAAUGUGCAAUCUUUUGAACCAGAAAGGCA
Messenger RNA from Zootermopsis nevadensis, 2064 nucleotides. It is a transcript of the gene Gbeta13F, whose product is annotated as guanine nucleotide-binding protein subunit beta-1. Gene Ontology annotation, molecular function: protein binding. The record is from RefSeq and is a predicted model, not a curated record. Gene Ontology annotation, biological process: signal transduction. NCBI's taxonomy places the organism in Eukaryota, Metazoa, Arthropoda, Insecta, Blattodea, Termopsidae.